Messenger RNA from Pelobates cultripes (western spadefoot toad), 32750 nucleotides. The record is from the annotation of a GenBank genome assembly. Lineage: Eukaryota; Metazoa; Chordata; Amphibia; Anura; Pelobatidae.
ACUUAUUAUUUAACACCAUUACAUACUUCAUUUAGAGACUAUGCCAUGAUAUAAUAUUAUUUGUUCCUAUAGUGGGAGGAAGGGGUUAAUAAGGCAGGCGCAGGUGUUUAGCUCCCCCUAAAGGGAGCCCCAGGUAGUGCAGCCUUAGCACGCUGUACUGAGAGGCAGGCAAAGCACAGGCAGUAGUGUGAGGCUGGAAGCCAGCAGAGGAGGAGGUAGUCGGGUUUGGGCUGCGGGAUACCCUAAAACAGGGGACCAGGGAUCCCCUACAGGCAACGGGACACCCUCAAUCUGUUCUCUGGGACACAGCAGUGGAAGAUCUAAACAACCACCCAACUCUACCCCAGGAUUUGCAAGCUGCAGGACAGACACUCUCCAUCCAAGACCUGCACCCCCCCUCCCCCCAAAAGGCUGUCCUGGCGACCAAGAGCGCAGAGUGGCGACUAAUGUGACAGCAGGACAGGCAAAGGGUGACAGCUGCAGAUUAAGCAGAGAUUGUAUAAGGAGGGUGACACUGACACACAGCGAGGUCCCCAGGAUGUGACAUGAACCACUAAAACUCUGGGAUCUGACCAGCACUCAAGUCCACCUACAGCCUGAGCCCAGAAGGUGAGUGCCAGGUACCUUGUGUGAGCUGCUUUCACUGCUGUUACAUUGUAUCUACUCAUACCUACCUAGCAUUUGGUACAGUGCUACAUUGUAAUCCCCCUUGCAUGCACUUUUUGUACUUUCCAAUGAUUGGGUGUAAUAAAGGAUUGAUACAUACAAUGCAUAGGGUAAUGUCCCGUCUAUAAAAUCACAAAUCAACUGAUGCUGAUUCAGCUAUAGGAAAAAAACAUUAAAGGUAGUUGCAGUUGUUCAGCAGCUUGGGUGACUACGUUUUGGCCACCCCUGAUGUGAAGAGCACUGUGUGCAGUAACGGUACAGACUUUGCAUCCCUCGCCCACGAAGCUUGCACUUUAUUUAGUUCAUGGCACGGAUACCGUAUUGUGAUUUAUGAUUUGUUAUUGUGGAGUGUGUGUGUUUAGUUUUUUUUCUCUGACACUGUAUGGUUUAAAGAGAGUCCCUCUCUGCACAUCACUUCCCCAGUCUUGCUGUCCCUAAGCUAUUCAGUAAUGUCACCACAGACUCCAGGGACAGCAGAUGACAGCUUGCAAGGGACUUUCUGCUUAACUUCUGCUUAAGUCAUUUAUGUGUUUUUCUCGAAUUUUGGUUUUCAAUCGAAUGGUUUUUUUUCUCGAGUAUAUUCAUGUAAUAAAUUUAGUAACACGAUCUAAAAAUAAUAACAACAACAAAAAAAAAGCAUAUGCAUAUGCUUGUUUAUAAAUCUAUACACAUACAUUCACACACACACACACACACAUAUUGUGCAAUAAAAAUGUUGGGAAGGAAGCGUUUUUGCCACAAUGUGACCGCAAAAUAAACUAUUACGAAAUCAACCUGAAAUGAUUUUGCAAAAAAAAAAAAGAUUAUUAUUAUUACAAAAAAAAUCCCAUCUGUGGGGUGAAUCAGCAGACCCCAAAAUAGCAAUUAGAAUUCCUUCAGAGAAAGAGAGCUCUGACUCAUGUACUUACUUGCAUGGUUUUAAUUUGACAAAUUAGAUGACAGAUAAAAAAUAUAUUAAAUAAAUCACAUAUCGCAGGGCGAUGGGUGACACUUUCCUGCAGAGCUUGCACUCUAAAUGUACGCUUAUUUCCGUUCUGUGCAUGUUAUCACUGACAAGAUCUGUGUUAGACUGAAAAUUCUCCCGUCUCCUUUCUUUCUACACAAUCAGCUUUGUCCUCUUGGUAACAAUACACCAUGUAAUCUGCUUAGAGUUGCCUGUGUAUUGUUUGCAGACUUUGUGUGUUACCAGGCCUGACACUGGCAUUAGGAGUGGCAAAGACACCUGCCUAUUCACAGGGUGGCAGAAGGGGUAAAAUCCAUCCUAUCCAUUUUACAAGGGAUUAUCUAACCUAUGAGGGGUUUCUGUGGCACUGACCACUAAGGGUUUGUCCAGAUGACAUAAGAUUGGGUAUCAACCUGCAACAGACCUUGAUACAGAGGUGUUUAACUGGGGGUAACAUAUGCUUUUAGUCUGGAACCCAGAACUACAAGAGUUAUAGUCUACCAACAGCUGGUAAUGGGGGCAAAUAUGAUACCCUAACCAUUAAAUUUGCAUGUCUUCCAUUUUUACCAUCAUAUAUAAUCUUCCUCACCUGACAGAGUGCACCGUUAAUAUGCAUCAUUUAAUUAAUCUUAUACUUUAUUAUCAAUUGAGACAUAUCACGUUUUCCGAUAUUCAAAUGCUUUCUUUUUGAUAGAGAAAAAAGUUGUCUUAAAAUUGCAUAUGUCUUGAAUUCCGAAUACAACCAACGUGAUGGCAAUUAAUCUUUAUUUUGCUUGUAAAUAUUAUGUAAAAGAUCUUGCAUAGAAUAGAUCUUGAAAUAUUUUAAGCUUUGAUAUCAGGGGUGUUGGGAUACAGGAUGGUGCCUUGGUAUGAUUUAAUUGCCGAGCCCUGCCUUAGUACAUGGCGAUUAUUAUGUAACCUUGGCAGCCUCGACAUUUCAGAAUUAUAUUUUCCAAAGAUUAUGUAUAUACUGUAAACCAUCCUAUUGAAUGAUCAGACAGCUGUAACACUGACUGUGCAUCAUUAUCAAUGUGAUUUAAAAACCAUCUGAAGUGUUAAGGGCACCCACCACUUACCUAGGGUAUGGUAAGUGUCUGUAAUGACAAUGAACAGAAUUCUUUAUCAGUUGCAUCAUUCAGCCACAGGGAGCUGGUGGGCUAUUACGCCACUGGGGAACUUGGGAUGCUUUUGGGGUCAACAAUGUGAUGAAGGGGGCAGUCCUGCUACACAUGUACUAUUGCGUUACUUAAGAAAGUGGCAAUAUAAGGUUUACCGCAGUAGAGAAUUAUUCAGUUUUUACUAUACAGAGGUUGUCACUUAAUGUGAAACUGUAUUUAUUUUACGAGUGAUUAGGUAGAGGCAGUUAACAAACACAGUGUUUUUGUGUAAUUGUGUGGUGUAUGGGCAGUCUAUCUCGCAAGGAAAGUGCAAUAUUUAUUUAGAGGAAGUAAUAGCUAAUUCCCAAAUAUAAAAACAGUCAAGCUCUAGCUUAACAUCCAGUUCUAGCAGACAUGUCUACCAUAUGUUGAUCUGUCAGUGUAAAGGUCAGAGUUUAAAGGGGCCAGAUGACUAUUUGAAUGUAUUACACCAUGGGGUGCGUAGGGUAGUGAAGAAUUUUAAUCACUUGACAUUGAGUGGCGUCAAAUCAACAACCAAAUUGAAAAAAAUUAAAGCAAAAACAGCCUUGAAAAGAAUCGCCGGCUCAGGAUUGUUUUGCCCUGGCUGGGUUUUGCCAGCCGAAAUGAAAAAGUCUGAUUAUCAAUGCAUCCAGCAUGUCACUGAGUAGCGAAUAAAGUCCUGGGUUUCUGUGCUGAAUCUUCUGUAGAAUGUUCCGACAUCUUUUUUUUCAUAUAUGUAUUGCAGAGUAAAAAGGCUUUGUAUAAAAUAAUAAUUUGCCCACCCAAGGUUAAAAGCAAAAAUCUACACUUGUGCAGUGGUGUUGCGUGACUUCGGGCAAUGCGUUAUUGUUUAAUACGUUUAUUACAAAAGCCGUAGUUGGGGUGGGUAUGUGUACAAGGUUUACAAAAUAGAUCAUGAUCCACUGUGACUUCUCUAAUUCCUAUGAGGUAAUAGCAAGAUCAGACAAGCAGUACAACAUUGCGUAAUUAAAGUGACCAGUCCUGCAUACACAAUUUCUUACUCCACUGGCACUUGAGCAGUUAAUAAAUCUACUUUGAAUUGUGUGCUUUUCAACGAAUCCCUUGAUUGUAAAUAUUGCAUUGCGUUGAGAUGCAAAAACCACAACAAAGAUCCUUCUCACGUAUGGGUUAAAGGUGGUUUGCUGUAAGAAGGGUCUGAAUCACACGGUUUCAUUGAAAGGGAUCUGUUCCCUCUUAUCGGGCAGAAGCAUCAAUCGCAGGAAGUCGAUUUUCUCACCCUUGCUGGCAAGGAAGGGGUUAAGAAGCCUUUACAGAUGUGGCAAUGUGUCAGUCAGCAAGUAGUGUAAACAGAGAUAAAGGGUCUGCCCUUGAUAAACAGAGCAGUAAGGGGAGAAAUGCAUUCAGUCAUGUAACUUCUCCUAACACACACAAACACUGCUCCAUGUAAGUCAUCAGCCAGCUGUAUCAAGGCUGCCCCAUCCUCUCCAAGUGCACUUUAUCUGACUAUCAGACACCAAUCACUUGCAUUAUCAAGACUGCCACACAUGUGUGUGCUCUAACUGUUAUGUGAGACCGCUCUGAUGGCUUGAUACAAACGGUUUGUGAUACAGAUUACAGAUUAGAUUUCUGCAUGAAUCAUAUCACCACGCAUACACAUUAUGAUUUGACACCCCCUGGGGUAAAGCCAUGUGUAGAUCUGCCUCACCUGAUAGACUGGAGUCAAUAUGCAUUCAUUAAAUGGCCCUUCAAAAAAAAGAAAAAGCAGCCAAGAAUUAUUGGAAAAGUAUCAAAAACAUAGGAGGCAUAGUGGAGAAUAUUAACAAUUCAGUUAUUUGGGCCUGCAAUUUGCAGUUCCCUCUUUACUUCAGUAACAUUUAAUAGCAGUAGUUCCUGGUUAAAAACGCCUGAUCUCUUCCAUGUUCUCUUGCCAAAUAGACCAUUGGAUCUAGAGCAAUCCUGAUAUCAGUCCUAAAGAACCAUCAUUGAAUUUAACUGGGUUCCAGUGGGGAUAUUGAUACAGCGUUGAAUGUGGACGGUUCUUGUCGAAUGGUUCAAAAAGCAAAGAUGUAGAUUCAAUAUGAUAUAAUUCACAAUAGGCCCAGAUCCACAUGGAUUCUCAAGACACCCUGAAUUAUUUCUCCACUGUCCAGUUUUCUCUAGGAUCCUGAAGUAAAUGGGGAAAAAAACAACUGAAUCCUAAAAAGUCCAUGUACCAGAAUCAUGUGUGCUUGCACAGUCCUGUUCUAGGAUGUGAUUUUGAACACAUUCUAAGACAGGGCUGUCCAACCUGCGCCCCCCCCCCCCAGAUGUUGCCGAACUACAACUCCCAUGAUUCUUUCAAUGAAACAUAAAGCCAGGGAAUCAUGGGAGUUGUAGUUCAGCAACAUCUGGGGGGCCGCAGGUUGGACAGCCCUGUUCUAAGAUAAGAUCCUAUUUUUGCAGUGUUUUGAUUAUGAGCUCUGUAAUGAUUGGCCUGUCAGUAAUGGUGGGCGCACGCUGGGAUGACACACGUGCCCAGCAUCUAAGAUUCCCUCCUGACAAUAUUUAUAGGUCUUACAUGUCCCAUAUGAACAGACAAAAUAGCAAGGGAAACCCUGCAGAACUUUCAAAAAUAUGUACCGUUUUGUGUCUGUAUCCUCUGAUACAGCCUCUGUUUAUCUUGAGUCCAUACAGUGCUCAGAUAAAGGAUAUACUAGAAUGUGAAGCUAUCCAGUGAAGGACUUUAAGAAUGUGUUGGAUAGACAUAAGACUAUCUUAGAUAUAAGAGACUAAUGAAAGUAUUUUUGAAAAUUGGGCAGACUAGAUGGGCCAAAUAGUUCUUAUCUGCCGUCACAUUCUAUGUUUCUGGGUCUUAUCAGUUAUUAAGCCAAGUGUUUUAGUUGCCAAACUGGGUGGCUAAAAUGUGGUGCAACUUGGCCUCAAACUACUAAACAGAAGAGCCCACCCAUCACAACCCCUCAAACGUGUUGGUGAGUUGCACAAGAAACCUGCUAAGUUCUGAUGUUUAAAUGGGGACUCAUGUAAUUACUGUAUGUAAUUAGCUGCUACUUUAUGCUGGAUUUAGGUGAAUUCUGCAGGUUUCUGUAAGCUUAGCAAUGAACUCAGCAGGACACAGGUUAUUGAACGACCCAUAUGUGUUUAACUGCAGAGUUCACAAAAGCUAUGUCCUGACUCUAGUUAAAAAAGAACAUUCAUCAGCCACUUAUCAAUGUUGGAGUGAAGGCAUGGCCUACUGGGCAGACUCUCUCGAUCCAAAAAGCCGCUUGUUCACUAAAUCUAGCUCAAGUCCUGAAAAUCAAGCACAAUUGCAGUAUGUCUGGCAUCUGCUUGGGGCAUGCAUACUUAGUUUGCUCACUAAUCGAUGAGCAGUUGUCACCAUCCCCCACAUAUGUCCAUAUUGAUUUCAAUGGGGGACUCAGCUGAAGAGUCCAGUCACACACCAAAUAUACCAACACUCAAGCUCACAGCGAGUUGUGUCUAGGUCACAUUACUCUGGAGAGCUAUCAUUACAAUCUGCACUGUAUCGGCAAGGACUGUCCUUGACUUAACCCAAGAAUUUCCGAGUGAUGAGUCCUGGCCUUUUCACCUAAAAAAUAAAUAAAAUAUAUAUAUAUAUAUAUAUAUAUAUAUAUAUAUAUAUAUAAUUUCUUGAUUUGUUUCUCAGGGUAAACUGGAAGAACCCUAAGUGAACCACAGACUUGUUUGUCAAAAUCCUGUUCUUGAGAAUCACAGGCACCUGGUAUUCAAGAUUAUAUUUCUCUAAAUGCCCAAAAUGCUAAUUGAGAACUGCUAAAUUUUCUACAUUAGGGUCCUUUAGUUUGACACCCCUGCCACAGAGAUAAAGUGACAUCAAACAUGCAUAUAUAAUUGAGCGAUAUGAUAAAAAAUGAUUUAAAAUUCUAGUAAUCUGCUAUCAAUAUUGACACAUUAUAUGUAAAAACAUAUCAUAAUUUUCUGCUUUCAAAGAUUUGUUGUUCCCCCGUUCACCCGCCAGUGUACAUUGGCUACAUAGAGCAUGGCUAGAUAUCAGCUUACGGGCAGGGCUCUCUCUACCUCUUGUAUUUGUCUGUGUAUAUUGUACGUUUCUCCACUAAUUGUACAGCGCUGCGGAAUCGGUUGGCGCUUUAGAAAUAGCAGUAAUAAAUAAAAAUAGAGCAUCCGUGAAGAAUCUUCUAAUUCUUCAUUUAAGUUGUGAAUUUAUAUCACACUAUCCUAGCACUGAUUACUGUUGCAAACUCUUGCCAGGAUCCCCUCUGGAAAUCACUGCCUUUCAUGGUAAAUGGAUAUAUAAAGUUAAAUAAAUAUUAAGCCAAUAAAAAGGAUGACAUAAACUAACCUCUGAAGGUUUUUAGAAUCAGAUCACCUAGAGGACUAAAGACCGAGCGCAGAAAUCCCAGCUGCUAAAGAUAAGACAAUUGUCACAGUGACUUAGUGGCCUAGGUGAUUGCCUAGCGCACUGUUCUUAACCUUCGUGGGCAGAACUCAAAUGUGGAUUAAUACUCUAUUUUCCAUUAUAGGAAAAGGGACAUCACAUGUAUCAGGCACCUUAGAAAUGCCCACAAUAAAUAGUUUACUCUAGUGACUGUCUGAUGCUGGCAAUCUAAUAAAGGAUUUCCGCAAUGUAUCUUCGUAUAUAUUGUUCUACAAACUCUAGAAAAGGGUCAAUAAGCUAAUUUUACAAAUUAAGAAUGGGUCGUUAAGUUACAGCCAGGCAUGUAAUUUGUUUAAAAAAGGGUAAGAGCCACUGGCCUGGAUCUUAUCGAGACACGAGUAGACCAGUCUGUGCUCAGGCUUGUUUAGUUAUGAGGGUAAGUGAACACUGAAAUGUGCAGCGACUUUAAACCUUUCCAUUGCCCUUAAUGUUUACACAGUUCUCUCCCUUCGGAGGCUUUAAUAGUCGUAUCUAUUGGGACGGAUUGACGGAUUGGCAAAAUUAGGACCUGGGCCCCUUGCAGACCAAUAUAUAUGCUGGUAUACAUGAUGCUGUAAAUGGGUCUUGACUUACUAACCAUGUGCUAAAGGUUACGAGCCACCUUAAAGGGACACUAUAGUCACCAGAACAACUACAGCUUAGUGUAGUUGUUCUUGUGUGUAUAGCCAGUCCCUGCAGGCAUUUUAAUGUAAACCCUGCCUUUUCAGAGAAAAUGCAGUGCUUACAUUGCUAACUAGGGAGUGUGAUGAAGGGGUGUAGGGGUGAUGAAGGGGUGUAGGGGUGACAAAUUGUAUAGGGGAUGAUGAAAGGAUGUAGGGGGUGAUAGAUGGUGUAGGGGUGAUGAAGGGGUGUAGGGGGUGAUGAAGAGUGUAGGGGAUGAUGAAGUGGUGUAAGGGGUGGAUAGAUAAGAGCUGUGGGGAAAAAAAAGUUAAAUAAUGUGUCCCCCCUCCCUGAGCCUUACCUUUGUCCAUGGAGGCGGGAAUCCUUAUACCUGGUGGUCCGGUGGCAGAAUAAGCUUGUUUGCACCCUUGGUGUGUGCAGGCCGUCCCACCUCUUCCUCGCCAUGCAAGUGUCCCGAAGAGCUCCCUCUCUGGUCAGCCAUGGAACUGCUGAAGGUCUGCUCCUGGAGCCUCUGACGAUUUCUUUUAGCCCACGUGCUGCACUAGACAGGCACUGUGAGAGUCAGCCUGGAGGGUCUUUGAUAAGGCACCUGGGAUGUCUCUUAGUGUGCUACAAUGAUCUCAGCUGGGACCAAGGGGGUAACUUAUUUAAUAAAGGGGACCCGCAGAAGGUCAUUAGGGCCCCUCGCCGAGUGCAAGUUGGCUGAGCUCCUCAGCUGAGCCAUUAAAAUACUGCAGGCAGACGAGCCCCCAAGAGUCUUGGGCUAUCGGUUCAUGACCGAAGUGCCCGAGUGCUCAGUCCGCCCCUGCCUAUUACUUCACUAAGAGCCAGCAGUGUGCACCUUCAGAUACGUAGCUUUUCCAGAUCUCCUGUUUUUGUGCAAACAUACAGUCAUCUAGGAAAUAGUCACCCUCAAAGUGACACUGUAUUCACCAUAACUGGUUUAGCUCAUUAAUGUGGUUAUAGUGUCCAGAGUCCCCUGGCGCCGUCCUUCCAUUCAAUGUUAAACUGUUUUUAAUGUUUUAAAGCUAGACAAGAGUCCCCAGCAGCCCAUCCCUUCUAUGCUGCUUGGGCUAAUGAGGAAGCAUUUGCAUGUGCAGCAAUCGAUGGCUGUGAUUGGCUGAGAGAAUCAGCUGAAUGCAUUCAGCCUAUCACGGUGCCAUUGCAGAGUUGCAUAGAUAUAGUUUUAAGGAAGAGUGUAAUUUCGACCAUAGCCACAUCUCCAUUUGGUGGUAAAUUCAGUGUGAAAUUGCUUGAAAACGGCUUAACACUGAAAGGAGGGACAGUGCCAUGGGACUCCAGGCACCAUAAUCAAUUCAACAAAAGGAAAUGGUUAUAGUGCCUACACUGUCCCUUUAACACCAUCACAAUGUCCCAUCUCACCUCCUCCCUCUUAGAGGCCAUUUUUAAUACAAAGCAAGUAUAAUGUUGGGUAUAGCAAUUCCUUUGUUAAAUUCUCAUCUAUGUAAAUGAGCAUAGAUAGAAAUAAACAUUUCACAAUAUUUAAUUUAAUUAUCAUAUUAAUGUUUGAACGUUAAAAUCAAUGAACAUUUUGGUGAAAAAAAAAAAAAAAAACUAAAAACCUUUUCAGAAGCGGCAGGGAUGCUUGAUAAUUCUAAUUUAGAACAAUGUAGACUGUGAAGCUGGGUAAUCUGGGUUGACUUGUUUCCAGCAUGAUCGGGAAAUGAUCAAAUUUGUUGGAGAGUGUCUUCAGUUUAGAUAUUUUGACCUAUAAUGUGCAAUUCCCUCUUCAAUUAUGUAAUUUCUGGAUUACAGAAUGAAUUCCGCUCUUUCCAAAUGUUCCCGGGGUGAAAAGCCAUAAUCUAUAUAGGCAUUGUCGCUUAGGAAUCAUUUACAUUCAAAGGAAAGACAUUUGGGAGUGGGUAUACAUGCCCCCUUAUACCCUACACUAUGGAUGCAGUGGUAAAAUACUAUAUUCGAUAAAAGGAAAGACUUGUUGGGUUUUGGGGUAGAUUAUUGGUCAUCUUGUAAAGUUGAAUUAACCGGGCAUGCUUUGAAGUCACUCUAAUUUUGACCAUAUACACUCGGGGUUCUGCAUAUGCUCUGAUAAUCCAAUUUUAGGAUUAUCUCCCCUCCAAUCAACAUUAAAAAGUUUGAUAAUUUCCUGCACAUGGGGUUUUUGGCAUUCCUGUGCCAAGAUAAUCAGGAAUCAUAGACUGGCAUCUUGCCAACCUCAACCCUGUAGUGUCACACGUGGCCUUUUCACACAGGCAUUUAAUUAGUUAAUGUUAUAAUUACUGGGGGGGUUUUCACGGACACUGGGUCAUUGCUUUGGUCUAAGAUCUGUACCCUACUCAAAGCUCUAUGUCAUUCUGCGCACACACACCAAGUUCAAUUAUCAGGGUAAUUAAAACAGGAUGAGUUAAUUGGAAGUCAUUUACAUGGCAGAUGGCUUUAAUUGUUGUAUCAAACAAUUCACCUGUUUAUAUAAACAAAUGCAAGGCGUGUGUGUGACAAACGCAGUGUGACAUAUAGCAAUGCAAUCGAGAUCCAACGGCACAAUUAACGGAAACAAUAACUGAACACAAAACACACUGAGUGGCACAACAGAAAUUCAGACAAUAAACUGAAAAUUACAACAUCAGACAUACCACUAUAUAACACUAACUAAAAAUAUACAAUAUUAUCAACAAAGUAGUAAUCUAUUUAUCAGGGGCCCUGGCGUGUGCCGCUUCAUCUAUCCUUUCUAGCCUUUUCUAACUCCAUCUCAAUACUUCCUUGUUCUAGCACAACUAUUUUAACUCCUCUUUUAACUACGCUCUUAAACAUCUCCAGUCCCUGCUAGUUGUGUCUCGAUAUUUUCUCUUUGCCUGCUUAUGCUAGAGUCAGAGCCAACCUCCUUAUGCAAAAUACAGAUUAAGGAACAGCACACAAAAGAAUACCGUUUUAAAUUUCACAAGGCUACUUAAAAUCACCUAUUUUAGAUUGUGUUUUUAUCACAUUCAUUUUGCAUUAUAUAUAUAUUCACAAGGCUCUUACAACAGAUUAAUUAAAUACACUUUAGCUCAUUUAGCACUAUUUAAUUUGUCUCCCACUUUGGAAUUAGUAUAGGACAGACCUAUACUGGGGUACUGUGGCGUUCUGGUGGGCUUAACAUGAUAUGGCCAUAUGGUGAAACUGAAUCCCCAUAUUUGUUUGCUGAGAUAGGUGAUUUUAAGUAGCCCUAUAAAAUUUUAAACUGUAUUUUCGUGUGCACGCUGCUCCUUAACCUGUAUUAUAUAUAAAUGUUGGUCCCUGCUGCAGCACUAUUGCUGAGAAAUGCAUGUUCCGGCAGUGCCCCCCCAAUAUCCUUCCCCCCCCCCUCCCCCGAACCACUCUGCUAAAUGGGCCAUAGGAUUCUAAAGUGUGGGAGCAGCAUGGCGAACAUGUGAGUGGGUGCACGAACAAUCUGUUAGAAGCAAUAUAUUUAAUAACUAAAGACAGAGAGAUGGAAUGACAUGUUGGUCGCACAGAUCAGAGAGGAUGCUGGGUGAGACGCAGGCGUUAAUGAACCGUCAGGUGUAUUUACUUAUUACCUCAGUACUGAAAACAAAUGACAGGGACAAAAAAAAAAAAACCACUUUAUUGUCAUUAUACCUGCAAAACUAUACUUGCUGGCCAUCUGCCUAGCAGUAUAUAAAGGGAUGUAAUAAUUUACAGAUUGAAAAGGAAGGAGACUCUGUUGACUAUGGCCUUUCUAGUCUGGGAGUACCGGGACACGUCAGAUUUUUUAUGUUAAACACGGUCAGGCCUGAUUACUGCCAGUGUGGGAGAUAUGAGGACUAUGUCAUAUUACAUAUGAUCGAGUCCCAUUAAUGAUGUAUAUUCAUUCCUUUUAUGGCCUUUCCAUCUCCCUCUAUCUAUACUGGUAAAUUGCUUUGAGUCCCACGGGGAAGAAAAGAGAUAUUAAAAUGUCUGCUGUCAUUAAAGAAACACACACAGUGCGAUUGAUGAAAGUAUCUCAAGUCUCUGCAGUAAAGAUGUAAAGAGGUUAAUGAUGUAAAUGAGUGCUGCAGAAAUAAAAAUAAAUAGAAACUAAAUACACAUCCCAGUACGAGAGGGGUUAUUCUCAGGGCUGAAAUGGCCCAAUAUAUAUAUAGCCCGGUUCCUCAGACACACACACCAAGUCAAGUUCGGAGCUUCACACAUCUUUCAGAAGAAUAAAUCCAGAAGCAACAUCUAGGGUAACAAUAGCUAAGUGUAAACCUGAAAAUCUCUGCCCAGAGCAGAGGGAGCUGACGGAAGCUCCUUCCCAGAGCUUCAGGGCUCCAGAGGAUGUAACCGGUGCCCAGCAGGUUCUGAUAUGGUUUGACAAUUUACUCAGGUGGGAUACCAGUGCUCUCUUGGCACCAUAACCAUAACACUGUGCUGUAGUUGUUAUGGUGCCUGUAGUGUUAUUUUAACAAAUUUUUAUAGAAACAUAAUGACAAGAUUGUAAAUAAGACCAGAUUCACUCAUAAUAGUUCGCAAAACAAUGUCAAGUAUAAUGUAAGGAAUAGUGAUGCAUAAUAAUUAUAAUGUCAACAGUUUAAUUUACAUCCCAGCUGCCUUUUGUCUCAUGGUGAGGACACGUGUGUCGUGUGUAUGGGAAUGACCUGUGUUUUUACUGCAUAAUCCCUAACGAGAGGGUCCUGAGAGAAGAAGGAGAACACAUAAAAUAGAGUUAAAACAGAGAAAGAAAAUGAGGGGAGGUAAAGAGAAAUAAGCGGUUUAGCGAACCAAAGGUUGGUCGUGGUUAGGAACAAAUUAGGAAGAGACAGAGGAAGGCCGUAUUUUAAACCCGACCUCACAAAUAUAUAUAUUCAAUACAUCUCUGUUCUGUAGGCUUGUAAAUGUACAGGGACAUAUGGACCAUGGCUUAACAAAGAGGUGAUAGGCCUGUGGGCGUUUUUGGCCCCUUAUUCUGCAGAUUAAUACCUACAUCCAUACACUGAUCUUCAAAGUCGAGGAAGCUAAUGCUUGGAGAGGUGAGGAGAUUCUAGAAUAUCUGGCGUCAUGAGAUUCCAGCCUAUCCAGAGUCAGGAGUUUGGUGUAAUUUACUUCUUUCCCCCACACUGUAAUCCUUGUUAGACCAGUGUGUGCUCGGUUUUGCCAGUCGGUACCCCAGCAGGGAUUUAGAGCAUACCUUGCAACUUUCCACAUGACCUGACUCAGAGACUCUUAAUAAUGCAUCUAUUUGACCACCAUAAUAGCAGAGGGCCAGUGUAUACAGUGUGUGCAAUAAGCCAUUUAAAGAGUUAAUAUUGAUCCACACUAAAACCAGACCAUAUCAAGAUUCAUCACAAUUACCUGUAUUCGAAUAAGAAUUGGUAGACGAUUGGUACGCCUGUGUAAUCCUAACACUAUAGUGUUUCUUUAAAUUGAACUUUAAAAUACACACAAGAGGCUCCUGCACGCUCUAGCAGGCUAUUGACAGCGCAGACGAUUAGAGAUUCUAAAUUAACCAGACUGUGCAAUAAAGUGUAAACAUUAGAUGACUCUUUACAGGAAGUAUUUAGGAAGGCUGUGUAAGUCACAUGCAGGAAGGUGUGACUAGGGCUGCAUAAACAAAGUGAUUUAACUCCUAAAUGGCAGCGUAUUGAGCUGUGAGACGGCAGGAGAAAGCUCUAUACACCUAAACCAUUCCAUUAAGCUUAAGUUGAUUUAGUUCCUAUAGUAUCCAUUUAAGUCUGUAUUCUAUAUCUCCUUAGUGCUUGAUACUCUCUACAAUUCUGUAGCUCUAUAACAUAACAAGUCUAUAGGGCUUGAUUCUGCUGCUCUGUAAACCAGUAUGAAUAAAUGUUUUAUCUUCUUUAGCUCUAUGACCUGUCUAUAAUCACUUAAGAUUUGAUUCUGCAACUCUAAAGCAUAGUACGGACAGAAUGCUCUGUAUCACAGCAAGGCCCUAGGUUCCAAUUCUGCAGGUAUGGCCCGGUUAAGAGGCCAUAGCAUUACACGAUUCACAUUCUUAAGAGUCCCAGGACCAGCAUUUUUCUGGCUGCCAGCUGCACUGAGUGUUUCCAUAACACAGACCAGAUGGAGCCCUGUGUCUCAGGAUCUUAUCUGGAGUUGUUCUUGGCGGGGGCUUGGCCCUGAAUUUCAGGAAUACUUUACUUUAUUUAGGAGCAAGGAUGGCUCUGGCUGAGAUCAGCCUCCUAACAUCUGCUCUGCAUUUCCAGCCAUUUAAAGAGCAGGGACUGAAGCUGCCAGGGAAAAGCUAUUAACCCUUGCUCGGCUCCCACGCUUUUGUUUUGUCGAUUUGUUUCCCCUUGUGUCAUAGUUCUGUUUGUUUCUUGUUCAAUGUAAAAUUUCUCACGCUCUGUUCCUCUCCUAUUUCCUCUUUUCUUUUUCUUUUUUUUUAGACGACUAUAUUUAUCGGUUUCAUCAUGCUUCCUUUGUCAUUUGGUUUUUCACCUGUACAUCACUUCUGAAAACAAAGCUUGAGAAAUCCUAAAAUAGGAGAUCUGUCCGCAAGCCCCUAUACCCUUUGAACUAAUAGAGGUAGUUUUCAGUGUAAAAAUCCUGGCAGUACCCACAUUACACCUACACCAAGCUACACCUGCGGUCCAAAAAAGGGGGUUUGGUAUAGACUUCAUUGUCCCACCCCUGCUCUCCCCAAAAUGUCAUAGACACUAAUGUAUUAUAAUGAUUUACUAGCCUCAACACUCAAGGUAUCCUUCUGCAGGGUAAACCACCACUGAUAAAAUGUCUUGAGAGCUCAUUUAUCUUUAUUUUUUUUUAAAGUCAUUUUUUUUGGUAUCUUCAUUCAUGCAGUACUAUAUUGGCAUUCUUUUGAAUCAGCAGAGCCUGCUGGACACAUUAUUCUGCUUUUAUACAAGACAUCAGGUAAUAAAAAGAUUGCAAGAUACAAUUGGAUAUAAACGUGACUGCCCUAAAAUACUUACUAUCCUUUUAUAUGUAAACUGAAAUAGCUCCCGGGCUAACAUGUUUGCUGUCUUCUAUAGAAAACACGUGAUCCAUUCUUAACAAAAUCGGUUUUGUUUGAUCAGUUUAUGUAUGGAUGGGAUGGGAUGGAAUGCAAGGAUGGAUAACUGGAUUGAGAUAAUGAAAGAUGGGUAGAUGAACAGAAGCAGGCUAGAAAGGAGGUCCUAUUUCUAGCCAAUGUCUACGUAGGCCCACAGGUCUACCAAUUCCUUGCUGAAGCAUAUUACACCUUGAAUCAUAUAAAACCUUAAAUAUACCCAGGUUUUGUCCAUGACCAUGGUGGUUUGUACACUAGGUUGUCCUUCUAAAACGUAUAGAACACUUAUAAAUAAUAUCCAUUUUCUAUAGGAACCAUGCCCCCAAUUCAGACUACCCCCAACCCUGAGCAUGUCUGCAGAAAGGGUAAUGUGCGAAGUAGGACUCUACAGCCUGGGCUGCCCUGAUCUGAUGGAAUCCAGAUGUCAAAUUCACACACCAGAAAAAAAAACAUGUCCAGCUGUAGCCCAUUAACGUACAAAUAAAAAUAAUCCGAACAGAGGCGGGGAGGGGUUGGAGGGGUCCUGGCUGGAGCCUGCUAUGGGAGCUCUGGAGUUUUCCAAGACCUGUCAAAAACACUGCUCAAAAACAAUCCCUGUGGUGAGAAGCAGUUUCUCAUAACAGGGAGCCUCUUAUCGAUGGCACAGACUGAGAUCACUUUGGGGAGGGGGCACUAAUGAAGAAUUCCCAUAUGUUUUCUGGGCUGGAGGUUGCGUUACUAGUAGAGGGUACAGACAACACACAGCCUAUCGUGACCAAAAAAAAAUUGUCAAAAUUGCUUGUGCUCAAAAGACCUAGGAUGCACAUUGUCUGGUCUGUUCACACGUGGUGUGGAAGGGGUUAGGUAUGCCAGCACGGUGUAGCCCCCUUCCCCCCGGGCACAGAUCUCUGAUCCUGUCUCUUGCCCUGUGUUCCCUUCUUUGGUCUUGGCCAGAGUUACACGGAGGACUCGGACAGCUCUCAGCAGCUGCUGCACACCUGUCCUCAGCUAUCAAAAACGGUAGUGAACUGUAUCCCUGGCAAAGAGUUAUGCGGCGCGUCCAGCCAGGCAAGGGUUAAUAGUUGUAAUGUGUGGAAGGGGAGGGAGCGGGGGCCACAGCUGAUCCCAGCAGCAGGUGUUUGAGGAUUGCUUUAACUGCUGCUCUCUGUCUCCUUCUGACUCUCCCCCUUUCCUAUAGCGUACUACCUGAAUUAUUAUUAUUUUAUUAUUUAUAUAGCACCAGCAAACUCCGUAGCGCUGUACAUGGGAAUGAUAAUCGUUCCCUGCCACGCUCCUUCUGGGCUCUCAUGUCAUGCUCUCUCUUUUCCUAUUUUAACCACAUUGUGUGUGUGUGUGUGUGUGUGUGUGUUUGUGAAAACGAACCCGCUGCCAUUGAGACAAGUCCCUCACUCUCUUCUCUGUAUUCCUCUUCGCAGGCAGCACCUAGGAUACAGCAGAUACAAUGCCAGACUCACCGGCUGAUGUGAAGACACAGACACGGACCACCCCACCCACUAUGCCCCCACCCUCACCUGCCCUGAGCCAAGGGGCCAAUCGCAGCUUUUCCUUCACACCAAGCACAAGUGAGAAAGGCUUACAAUGACAUGGGAUCUUUCAACCAGGGCUUGACAAACCCCCAGGAGCCAGGGAUUCUACAAAUAGAACUGAUGCUCAAUAGCUAGCUGGGUUAUAUUGUAUAAAUCCCUGGCUCAAAAAAAUAAAAUAAAAUUACACUUAUAAACCAUUUGCAUAUUGUGAACAUGUUCCUGCAGACACAACAGAUCUACGGAGAAAUUUAAGGAUCAUAUAAUUAUUCUAGAGUCUAGAGGGACGGUGGCCAUUGUCACGGGUGGCCUCAGCAAAGGGGGGGCAAUAGCAACCCAAACUUAGCAAUGUCCUAAAUGUAAUAUUGUUGGAUAAGCUUUUCUAAUGAUUUAAUAUCUUAGAUAAACAUUUAAAAUUUUCUUUAUAAAAAGCAUAUCAAUAUAUUAAAAUAUUACAUAAUUAUAAAAAAAAAAUAGUAAACAAAAAUAUUAAAUCUCUGAACAGCCUAUCCAAAACAUAGACAAGCUUUACCGAGAUCUGACAGACAUUUAGGAAAGCUAAAAAUGACUAAUGGUUGCACAUUUUCAAGUCCUAGUUGAAUCACAUGCAGUCCUACAAAAGAUGAGUUUGCAGUGUGUCUGUACUAUGUAGUGUAUGAGUGUAGUGUAUGAGAAACACGAUUAAUAUUUUUAAGCAUGCUUGGGUAGGAAGGUUUUUUCUAACAUGAUUGGUGGGCAUGGCUGGCAAGUUCUUUCUUGGCAUUCAAGUCUUCUAGCUAUUUUUUUCCCCUUGGCAGAAUGCCAUGAUAGGAGAUACGUGUGUAUUUGUAGGCCUGAUGGGACGCAAGUUUCUUGAUGAGCACAAGUUGGGUAAAAGGUUUUCUUGGAGGGCAUGGCUGGUAAAACAUAGAAACAUAGAAUGUGACGGCAGAUAAGAACCAUUCGGCCUAUCUAGUCUGCCCAAUUUUCUAAAUACUUCAAUUAGUUCCUGGCCUUAUCUUAUAGUUAGGAUAGCCUUAUGCCUAUCCCACGCAUGCUUAAACUCCUUUACUGUGUUAACCUCUACCACUUCAGCUGGAAGGCUAUUCCAUGUAUCCACUACCCUCUCAGUAAAGUAAUAGUUCCUGAUAUUAUUUUAAACCUUUGCCCCUCUAAUUUAAGACUAUGUCCUCUUGUUGUGGUAGUUUUUCUUUUUUUAAAUAUAGUCUCCUCCUUUAGUGUGUUGAUUCAUUUUAUGUGUUUUAAGCGUUUUUAAAAGGACAUGGCUGCUGCAAAGUAUAUGUCUAGGUUGGCAUAUAGCUUGGUCAAGAUGUGUUUGUUGGUAGACAUGUCUGAGUAUGAGUUGUAUCAUGGUGGACGUGGGGGUGAGGAUGAGGUGUCUUAGCGGGCAUAAAAAUGGGUUAGAUGUUUGUUUGGGGUGUACCAUGAAUAUGUAUGGAUGAGUUAACUGUACAAAAUGUAAAAUAUUUAAAAUUCCUUAUCUUUUCAAACCUACCCCACGCAGGGAGAAAUUGAUUGGAUGUAUGUGGGUGGGUAUAGGCUAGACUAAUGUUUAUAUUGACCAGAAUUUAGUUGGAGGCUCAACAUACCGAGUUUUUAAACAACUUCUUUUGGUUGGUCAGUAAUUAAGAUGUCAUGAUUGACUAUAGUUUGGGUGAAGGUGCCUCUGUUUGUUUUGUUGGACGAACCAGAUGGAUGGCUUGGAGUGAUGUUGCCAGUCACCGUAUCCCUCACAUUCUCUAGUUUGUGUAUGAGCAAUUCUGCUUUAAAACAGAUGUUCUCUAAUUAGAUGUUGGGGUGAUCUGAUGGGUUUUACAUUAAGCUGAGAAGGAACAGAUGCGCCUGUGUGUAUGUGCGUGUCUAUAAUCCACAUCCACAAUGUGUGUUUUUCUUUUUCUAAUCCACGUGCAUUACAUUGUGCAUUCAUGAUUGUUUGUGUGUGCCAUGUUAUUUUUGUGAUACAAUAACCAACUUGUGCAGAACACAAAUAAAAACAUGUUUGCAGGCUGCCAAACUUUCCUCUAUGCAAAACAGGCAAAACAUAGGCACACAGCCUGCAAACAUGGAAAUCACACACAGUGUCACUUUGGGAUCCCACCUGUCAGUUGUGGGCAUGUGGUUAUUUUGGGCUCCUCUUUGGGGGGCCGCCCCUCAGCGUCCUCUUGGUGCCAGUGUAUGUGUGUGUGUUACCGUUCACAGAGCAGAUUUUACCACUGGGAGACGUUUAAAAGCUGCUUUAGAAGGUGGGUUAACAAAGCACUAUGCAGAGCUCCUGUGUGCCCCCAGCAUGCUAUGUCUUAUGUGAGAGUGUCCGUGCAUGCAGCUGAAAAACAGACAGGAAUGUGAGAAGGGAGGAUAGGAUCUGGGCAUGUGUGAAGGAAAGGCUGGUACAACCAUUAGGAGUGUGAGACAUUUAUACCGUCCAGUAGUGCUUCCUGUUCAGUUUAUACACACCUUGUUCCUAAAAUCAAAUAAUGGCCUGGCUGGAUCUUUUCCUUGAGAACUAUUACUGCUUAUAAUUCUCUUAUCACACUGACAGGUGUAGAUAGAAUAUAUAUAGACACACUCACAUGUAUGUCAUGUGAUAUUGGCACUACUUGUAUGUAUGUAUUAUUUAUAUAGCACUAGCCGAUAUACUUUACAGGCAACAUCGCCAUACACAGAGAGAUACAGAAAAAGAAUAGAGUAUCAGAGUUAUUCCCUGAAAUGAUAAUUGUAGGGAAUUGAAAAAAAUUUAAAAUUUAAGGCCAAAUAGCCAAGAAUUUAUCCAAGUAAACUAUGCUUUAAUUUCAGGUGUUUUGCCCUUAUAUUCAAAAUUCACUUUGAACUCUCUUUGAUUUCGUGACAAUUAACACUUAAGGCAAUAACCCUGUAUACAAUUUAAUAAUAAUUAGAAUAUGUUGCACUAAUUGGUACUUUACAGGUUAACGUACGUGUUAGGGCUAUAUAAAUAAAGGAUACAUACACUAUACAUCUACUGUACUUCCCUGUACUGUAAUGUAAGUGCAAUAGCUAUACAGUAUGUAUGCUUUAUUUAUGUACUACUAACAGGUGGACUUAACACUUUACAGGUUAUAUUACAGUAGUGAGGGGUGCUGCGAGUGCAGAAGUUAUAUAGUUUGUUUGAGUAAUUUGUUUGUAUAGUGCUAACAGGCUACUUAGCACUUUACAGUCUACAUUACAGUAGAGGGAGGUGCAGGAGUUACAUAAUGUAUGUUUUAAUAAUUUAACUAUAUACACUGCUAACAGGUGUACUAAUUUACAUUACAGUAUAGUGGGUAUAGUAUGUGUUGCAGUUGGGCAGUGUGUGGUAUAUUUUAUUUAUAUUAUGCUACAUUAUAGUAAAGGGAAGGUGCAUUAGGUAGACUAGGUAGGUGUUCAAUAUAUUUUUAGUGGGGUUCAGUAAGCACAGUAGUUAUAGUGUGUAUAAUCUCUCUCUAUAUAAUCUUUAUAGCAGGUUACAGAUUACAUUACAGGAUAGGUGUGGAACGGUAGUGCUGUAGUCAUUUAGUGUAUGUAUAUUAAAUUAUUUAUAUAGGGCAAACAGUGUGCUUAGGGCUUCACAAAAUAAGCAAGUAGAAGGAACUUUAUAGUGUAAACAAAUUUACAGUUUACGUUUUAGUUUAUAUUUGUAUAACGUAUUAACAUAGUGCUAAAAGAUACACUUCACACUGUAAGUUUCCCUUACUUUAUAGGGACGGUAUAAUAAGUGCAGUAUCUAUAGAGUUUAACUAAGAAAUGUAUUUCGCACUUGUCCAUAAUGCACAGUCUAACUGACAUUGUAUGAUGCCCCUAUAUGCACUGGUAUGGCCAAGAUUAGCGGGAGAUAUGUAACUCCUGCAGCUGCUACUAUUUACAACGCAACAUUCUCUCCCAAUAAUAAUAUAGCAAUAUAGGUGAUGGGGAGAUAGAAAAAGCACACUUCUGUUUCCCCAGCUCCCACAAGCUUCUUGUUUAUGCUGACAGUCCUAAUCCGAGUUAAACUAGAGCCGGGGUUUUUCACAGUAUAGACUUAAGUUGUCAAACCCAUGGAUUGCAUUGGUUAAAGUAUAUGCACUGGUGCUGAAUUAUAUAUUAUAGUGUAUUAUAGCUGACUGGUGUGUUAGAGGAGGUAGUAUUAUUGCUAUCUGUCAGACAGCGGAAAUAAUAUGUCCCUCUUUUCCCAGUGAUGAACGGAAGCAGCCAUUCUCCCACCGCAAUAAAUGGAGCUCCUUCUACCCCCAAUGGCUUCAGCAACGGACCUUCUGCCUCCUCUUCAGCUGCUUUAACGAAUCAACAGCUUCCCCCGGCAUGUGGGGCACGACAACUCAGCAAACUAAAGCGUUUCCUUACUACGUUGCAACAGUUUGGCAGUGACAUCUCUCCGGAGAUCGGGGAGCGUGUUCGAGCACUGGUGCUGGGACUAGUGGUGAGUACAGGGAUGGGGAGUCAUAAACUUCAUCCAUAAGAGGGGUCAGAAAUGUUACACGGUUACCGCUUUACAAUUAGAGAGGCAAGAUCACCUAAUGCACCCAACAAAUAGAUAACCAUGUAGGUUUAGAGCUCUCGUCUGUACUGCACAUUUUUCACAUGAUAAAUCUUUAAAGUAAAUUUUAAAGAAAAUGGAGAAUGCUAUGAAAAAAAGGUGAACACAACCUGUACGUAAAUUUCAAUGUAUUAUUCAAUAGUAUAAUUUCCAGAGACGUGUCAGUUACACUUUAAAACGACGGCACAUCACAAAAUGGGCAAACUGGUCAAGUACAAAUGCAUUAGGAAUGUAUAAAUGAUGAAAACAGAUCUUAAAUUUGGCUUAUCUGUAAAUAGAUAUACAUAUAUUUCCAAUAAUGUAAAAAUAACACUAAAUGGAAACAACUUUGAAGGAACACUCCACACACCUAAUGCACUUUAGUUUGCUGAAAAACUAAUUUUACAAAAAGUGCAGAUUUCAAUAGAAAUUGGCACUUCUAUAAAGAACUUUGUUACACCUCCCCUGGCUGUCAAUCAGACAACAGGUCCUAUUACGUCCUCUGUUACUCAGCACAGCAAAACAAAAUUCAAGAGGUAGUGAUUGUCCAGAGCAUCUGCCUUGCAAAGACUUUUCACUGAGCUGCAUUGCGAAGUCAGUGAUUAGACAGCCACGGAACGUCUGGGCGGGGUUAGAAGGGGAGGGCUUGCAAAGGUUGCAGACAAAAGAUCUGUAGAUUUUGCAAGCUAUUUUUAGAUCAAACCCUAAUGAAACAAAAACAUAAUUAAAAGCAUACUAUAUGUUUUAAUUGGGAUAUAUCUACUAAAUAGUGAUUUUAUAUUUGUAUUUAGGCAGCUGAUUGUCCCUUUAAGAAACCUUUAAAUAUAGUCUAUUUAAUGCAGAUCCUUUAAGGAGACCUGUGUAUGGGACAUGGACAAUGAAAUAACUAUAUCCUGUUGUGUUGCUUUUUCAGAAUUCCACACUGACCAUUGAAGAGUUCCAUUCGAAGUUACAGGAAGCCACAAACUUCCCUCUCCGACCCUUUGUCAUCCCAUUUUUAAAGGUAUGAUGAACUUCCUCUAACUGUCAGUUAGUAGUAGUCUUGGCGCACCAAGGCAUAUACCUCUAUAUUCGAAAAUUGCCAAACAUUGUGCAAGAUACAGCCCACAUUAAACAGAUUAUCAAACACUGCCCACAUUGACAUUUACAGAAUCACUCAUACCCAUAAUGAUGCUUUGGCACGCUUCCCUAAAUCUCAUGCCAACCUUGAAGUAUUCUGUAUAACUUCCUGUUUUGUUCCACCAUGUGACCAUUGUGGAAUACUUUUUGUGCCAUCCAAAUGGAAGUCAAAGUUUAAAAAAAUGUUUUAAAAAACAUUUAAACCCCCAAUCUUGAUAACCAUUAGUGACAUCUUCAUAUAGAAUACAUGGCACAUGCUUUUUACUGGCAUGCUACACUCAAGAUUUUAGUUUGGUUUCUCCAGCGUCAUACUUGCCUCCUGACGAAUUCUACGUUUGCAGUCAAUCAUUGUAGCGUGACUUAACAUUUCCCUGUUUUCCAGGCUAACCUCCCACUGCUUCAGCGAGAGCUCCUGCACUGUGCCCGCUUAGCAAAGCAGAGUCCAGCACAGUAUCUGGCACAACAUGAAAAGCUUCUCCUCGAUGCCAGCUCCUCAAGCUCUCCCAGUGACUCUUCUGACCUCCUCAUGGAGGUGAAUGAAAAUGGCAAACGACGGACUCCUGACAGGUAAAACGGCUCUCACAUCAUUGUUACAGGAAUGGCCAAUCUCUACUGGCCGAAACGUUGAGCAUUAACAGUACCUCAGUAAGUGUAGCAAAAAGAGAUUAAACAAACUGCAUGACUCAUAGUACAUACAUCAAUGAUUCCAUAUUCGGAGACCAUCUGGUACAAGGUAAUAAACAAAAAAAGAAACAAAUGGUGCCCCUUCUCUUCUCUCCACAGACAUCUUGUACAAUGUAACUAACAUCUAACUCUCCAGCUAUUGUACAACUACAAACACCAUGAUGCUUUGCUAGCCUUAAGUUAGUUCUGCAACAACAAGAGAUCUACCUUUUCACCACCUCUGCUCUAGCAGACACAACCUGAAUAAGAUGCACAUAUUACCGGGUUUCACUAGUCCCAGAAUAUUCUGUAAAGUGUUUUUUGUACACGUCUAUUACUUGAAAAUAGCAGGCGUUGCUUUGGGAACAAAUAGUAGACACAAAAUCUAUCUAGCAGGGAUUAACAAAAAUAAUUGUCUGACCUUUUUGCCGACAUGUAAACCCCUCGUCCAGUCCAUGUUGGGAAUAUUUUGUAGUUCUAUGCUUGUGGCAAAAUGUUUUGCUUUAUUGCCAACUACUGGGUUAAGAUUUUUGCUAUUACGCACAAACUUUUUCCUACCGAAGUAAUACAAUUCUAGUAGUAAGCAUGGCCUAAUAUCUUUUACCUAACAUGGGCGAAGAGUUACAGCAAAGUGGAAAUUUCAGUUGCUGUUAAUUUUUUUUAUUAUUUCAUUGUAUUUAAACAGUCAUAAAUCAAAAUAUUUUUACACAUUAUAAAAGAUUGUCAGGGUUAAUAAAUAAAACAAGAACUCUUUGGAAUUCAAAGUUAAUUUCUAAUUUAAGGUCAAAAUAACUGAAUUGAAAAAAUUCUCUACUUUAGCUGUGCUUUCAGAUCAGCUACAUUGGCCUUAAAUCUGAAAUUCAUUUAGAAUUCCUGAAAAUUCUCACAUAAGUGAAUAACCCAGUAUGUCUCCACUUCUGCCAAGAAUGAGGGAAAUUUUGGACACCUGUGCAAUGUGUGUUUGUCCUGUCAAUAUCAAUAGCUUGUGUUGUCUUUAUUUUUCACCAGGACCAAAGACAGCAUGCAGGAUGGCCUGCACCCAGAGCAUCUCACCAAGAGGCCGUGCACCACAAGCCCAGCACAGAGAUACAGCCCUAGCAAUGGACUGCCUCACCCUUCCACUAAUGGACUCCCCCACCCCACUCCACCACCCACUCAGCAUUACCGCCUUGAGGAUAUGGUGCUGGCUCAUCACUACCGACACACAGACCCCCGGGAAUUACGAGAGCGACACCGGCAGGCAGGUAUGAGAGCCCUUGCGUUACAAGAAUGCAGCUGCCAAGCAGGUGCCAAUUAGGCAGUGUGCCAAUCUGUUGAUUAACGUCGUGCAAGACAGAUGCCAAGCACAUGUGAUCUAGACAGUCAAGACCGAUGCUUUUAGAGCUUCUUUACAGAUCUGAACGCAACAUUUUUUGGUCAUUAUGAACAUUUCAGAGAAAAUAGAACAUCAGAAUGAUAGGACUGUGUGGCCAUAAUGAAUCUGUUGCAAACAAAUGCAAAGUAUCAUCUUUAGUUGUAUGUAGUGCAAUUUAUUUACAUACACGCAACAGGGCUACACAAACACCUGUAGAUUACAGACUGGAUUAGUCACUGAAAUGCGAACUGUCAGGAGUCCAAAGUAAAUUUCAUAUUUUAUUGCAAAAGGGUCAGCAAUCUUCUAUUUUGGCCUAAAUUUGAAUUUCCCUGUGAAUUAAUUGACGUUCCAAUAGUUCACAGUUUAGAGCAGGGGUAGGCAACCUUCGGCACUCCAUAAUGCUGGCAAAGAACCAAGGGAGAUGUAGUCCACAACAUGUGGAGUGCCAAAGGCAGUCUAUCCCUGGUUUAGAGAAGCCCAAGUUAAGUUAGUUUAGUGAUGAUAUGCCUUGGCAUCGCAGAGAUUUCUGGACGUUAUAUUUAUUACGACCCUCCUUCUAAAUGUACGCCAGACUGAAACAGAGAGGAAAAGCAAAAAACAGAAAGCAAGACAUUAAUUUUACAUCCCAAGGGGUAAAAAUACAGUUUUCCCAUUAUAGAGCAAGCCAAGCCAGAGCUUGAUAAAUUGGCAAAAGGAAAGCUAGACAGGAUCAAAGAUACCAGAGGAAGGCAAGCCAGGCCAAAUCCAUGAACGCAGAAAACAAUUACUAGAAAGAAGGCACUAUUGGUCUAAAAGGAACCACUAAGUGGCACUUAUCAUAUUAAGUUAAUUAAAUUUAAGUAAACUGGAGUUCGGCAGCUGGAAGAUUCAGGCAAGCUUCUAAGGACAUAGAGUCCUGGAAUGGGCGCUGCCAUAACGCAUUAGACUAUUUAAUGGAGGUGCAAGAGAAGUCUGCAGCACUACUGAGAAUUUCCCAUGAUGCCAGCCAGUCUUAAAGGGACACUCCACAGCACCACGACCACUACAGCCCACUGUAGCCCGGCGAAUCUUUUGCAUAAGAUUUGACUACUUCCUCUGGGAGGGCCCAAGAUAACUCCUGUCACCAUAACCACUUCAACGGGCUGUAAAGAAUGCCAGGGUUAACCACAACUGCACUAUGCAAUAUCGCACAUGUGCAUUAUACAGUAUAGAUGCAGAGAUAUCUAUAGUUCCUCCUGUACAGAUAUCAUAUUCUAGCAGAUAGUUUGCUUAUGUUGCUGACCCGUUCUCACAAGAUCAAAUAUGAGGUCUGGGGCACUGUAAUUGACACUCCCAGUCAAAAACCUGUGGCUGCAUGUCUGUACCCCAUAAGGUUUGCAUGCCAGCUGCCCACAGUAUGCCAUCUGUUCCCUGCACGCCAACCCACUGUUCCAUGUAUCAUACAAAACAGUAAUCUGUUACCUACAGCUACAGCCCAAUAAAACUCGCUCCAUAUACUGGGCACUCCUUGCAAUUUAUCUCAUUAUUUCUUAAUUCCCAGCUGUACAUGAGGUAAUCGAUCACAGGCUGACAGAGCGCGAGUGGGCAGAGGAGUGGAAACAUCUAAACAAUGUGAGUAGGCUGCAGGUGAGAGGUGGGAGGUUUGUGCCUGGCCAACCAAUGAUAGGCAUGCAUUGCACAAAGCCAAGUGUUGCAACCUGUUGAUGUCUCUUGCUCUGUACAGCUCUUGAAUUGUAUAAUGGACAUGGUCGAGAAGACACGGCGUUCGCUGACCGUCCUACGACGCUGCCAGGAAGCUGACCGCGAAGAGCUCAAUCACUGGAUACGACGUUACAGUGAUGCUGAAGACAUGAAAAAAACAGUCAGCUCUACAGCACAGCCAUCUCGACAUCAAAGCAGCUCUUCAAGCACAGAGUCCUCGCCGGCAGGUAAGACCGUGUUGUCUGAAACCAAAAAAAGAGGCGAAAUCCAGGCCCUUGGGACUGUGAACCAUGGGGAAUGUAUAGCUUAAUGCUGGCUAAGACCCGUGAGUUGUAGUUCAACUACAAAUAUUUUGUUAUGCAUAGAUUUUAAUCCAGGAUGGGGAGAGGAUUACAUAAAAGAUGGGUGGGCACCAAUAUAAUAAAAAAUCAUUAAAAAAAACAAACUCACCUUUGCUCAUACUUAAUAUUUAUCAAAAGAUAAGUACAGUAAAUAUGGGAGAGUUGGUUGGUUGGUCAGGUUGUGUUCCUAAAGGGUCCUCAUAUGACCAGGUUCUAAAUAAUUAUAGAGCAGUUGUGGAUGCUCUAUAACUAAAUAAUUUCUAAACUUGAAAACAACACAACUGUUUCAGCAUAAAUGGCUGAACAGGCAAAGAUGCUCAGAAUUAAGUACUCAGCUAAUAGUUUGUUAGUUAUCGCUUUCUUGUAUUUAUCAUCAUCUGUUUCAUGUUAUUUCAGAAAACUCUCGGGACUUCUUGCACAGACCACAGGCUGGGUACAUGCCGGAAGAGAUCUGGAGGAAAGCAGGUGAGUGUGAAAAGAAGACCCAAACCUAACUUGAGAUUAGUGUGUAAAAAGUAAAAUGGGUUGGGGCUUACUUUAAUUGGCAUAUACUGCUGUAUCAAAAAUACUGUUUUUGUUUUUUGUGUAUAUGCUGGAUUUUCAUUAUUACUGUUAAUAAAAGGCAUAUAUUUCAACUGAAUAUGUGUACAAUGCUAGCACCAAGCCACCCCUCUGAGCUGUCUCUCUCCCCGCACAGAGGAGGCGGUGAACGAAGUGAAGCGGCAGGCUAUGUCAGAACUGCAGAAAGCGGUGUCGGAAGCAGAGCGGAAGGCUCACGAACUCAUUACGCUGGAGCGUGCCAAGAUGGAGAGAGCACUGGCAGAAGCAAAGCGCCAGGCAUCAGAGGACGCAGUGUCUGUCAUCAACCAGCAGGAGGACUCAAGUGAGGUAACGGCCACGCGGCUUAGAGCAGAUAGCAGCCGCAACUGUCAAUGAGUCCAAAAAAAGCAGUCAGCUAUAUAAGAUGUAGGUCUACCAUUUUGUGUAAUGCAGAAUAAAAGCCACUUUAAAAAAAAAAAAUAAGCUGCAGUGGUUGUGAGAAUUAUGAAUCUUUAUAGCCAAAGCAUCACUAACAGAGGAUCGUGAAGCAUGGAUAAGUGUGUGCCAUCACUGGGUUUUCCUAUGACAACAUAUUCAUGAAAUGAAUUGGUGACAUCAUAGGAAUGUGUGUAGGUGGGCAACAAGCAUUGUUAGUUAGUAGACCGUGCUCUGUAGUCAAAUGUCCUGAGCAGUAAACAAAAUAAUUUGCUGCCCAUUUAAAUUGGAGUGAUUGGGUGGAGAAAUCAGGUCUUCCCUGGAUUUUUACAGGCAUGGAGCAGGCACUCUGUAUCUCCUACGGUGUGUUUGGUUCCUGCAUCGGCCAAGUAAAAUACGACGUGACUGUGUUGACUUUAGAAGCUUGGGGGUUUUACGUUUUUGUAGUCUUUAUAUUACUAUCAUCCUUUAAUGUCCUUCUGAGAAAGUCUUGUAUUUUUAACACUCUUCCAUGUCCCGUUUUAUCCCUGCAGAGUUGCUGGAACUGCGGGCGGAAAGCAAGUGAAACAUGUAGUGGCUGUAACACCGCACGGUACUGUGGCUCCUUUUGUCAGCACAAAGACUGGGAGAAACAUCACCACGUAUGUGGGCAGUCCUUGCACAACACGCCCAGUGCACCUCCAGCUCCUACAACCCCAACAACCCCUUUAGCCAGCCCCACCGCGAGUAGCUCUGCAUCUCGCUCUGGAACUCCUGCCACCCCACUUCUCCUGGAUACUGCCUCCCGCUAAUCAAGCUGUGGUAACCACAGAAUCCUAAGAAGGACAAUAAACAGCCAUGACUACUCUCAUCCAGAUCUGCCUGGUUCACACAGUUUGGGGGGUGGGUGGGUGGAGGGGACUUGGAGUCAAAGACAAUGCCCGUCAAGACUUCCCCUGCCCCCUGUUGUGUCUGCAGUUGGGUGGGUGUGCCAAUGGCUGUUUGGAUUUAAUCCAGGAAUUCCUAAAAAUGACUUUUAGCAGCUGUGGGAAAUGGUCUUACAAAGAACCUCUAGCAGUAGUCAGAGUCCUUGUGAAGGACACCUGACCAGAAAGAAAACCGAGUAGGGGAAGUAUUUAAUUUACAACUGCUCUGAACUUUUUUGGCUUUAAAACAAAAAUAGAAUCCAAAAAUAAAAGUAUGAAAAAGAAAAAAAAAAACAGAAAUAUACAAAUGAAACUACCUUGCUAGUCAGCCAAGAAAUGUCUGAUACCAAGAACACCUCUAAAAUGAAUCCCAAAAAAACAAAUGAAGGAAAAAUAAAUCCAAAUCCAAACAUUGCGAGCCCUGCCAAAGCCCUGACCUGUUGAAUAAAAGUAGAGGAGACUCUGUGGGGAUUGCGGGCACUCCGCAUUCUGGGAUCUUGUAGCUACACGGGCCCCGUAAAAUGAAGGAAAAGGGGCUGCUGAAAUCUUUUCUCAGAAGCCUCCUCCAGAGGGAUUACUUCACUUACAGCAACAUUUGUAUCUUCCUCCUCUACCUCUCCAACCGCAGAUAUCUAGUGACAUGCCAUUGUGAAUGAGCCUCACUCCUCUAUUCUGCUGGGAUCUCGCAACACACAACUCUUCUUCUAAUGAAUUGUCCUGGAGGGAACAACAAAUGGCAACUGGAGGUAUAUAAUCUGUCCUAUGCAGAUAGGCAAACAAUGAGAAACCUUGAUAACGAGUCAAUAUUCCGCACCCCAGCUUUACUGCUCCUCUGAAAAUGGUGAAGCUCUGAUAUGGAUUUAGGGUGGAGGGCAAAUACUUCUGGGAGGUUUAAAUGGGCAGCCACAACCAUCUUAUCACUUUGGGCCAUGGUGGGAAAUGAUAUCAGAACCCCCUACGUUCAUGCAGACUUUAGCCUAUCUUUGUGGAAGAUUGUACAGAUUUUUUUUUUCUAUUUAUAAAUACAUAUAAAAGAGUACCCAUGUAGGGGACAUGCGUGCAAUAUGAAAAGUGCAAAGCUACUGACAGUUUGGGGGAAGGUGACGGCAAACUUAGCAUUAACACCAUACAGAAAGAAAAUGUAGCAUUGGAUCACGAUCAAGCCUUUAUUUCAGCAACAUGAUUUCCAGAUAACCCUAAAUAAAAUAAAAUAAAUUAUAUUAAAAACACAACACAUGAUGUCCAUAAGAAAUAUAGUGAACUAGGAAGAAAUAUGUUCUCUAUGAAGAUUGGUGUGAUAAAGCAUUUUCCAUGUAUAGGGAACCCAAAAACAAUAGUAUAAUAAUACCCCAAAUAUCAGGGAUCUAGGGGACCACCCACAGAAUCCCAAGUUUUAGAAAUGUUUAAUUAAUCUUCACCAUUUGCCCGGAUUCCGAAACUAAGUCCAGUUGCCUUCCAAGGGGAACCUGGUAGAGAAGCUAGCCAAGUGAAUUGCUACCAAGUGUACCAAUAUAAUUUUAGCCCUACAUUCAGUUUUUGUAUUUUACUUCUGUGUCAUCAGCCAAACAUCACAACAGUCCCAGGGUCGUUGGGACAGUCUAGGCUCCUGUUCCACCAUCCUAGAUUUGAAAUCUGGUCUCAAACUUUGAGGAACACUGUAGAAAUAUCCACCAUAAGUGAAGUGUGAACUCAUAAUUAGGCAAACAGUGCAGACCAAAGUAAGAGUGUUUAGCCCACAUAAAAUCACUGCAACAGCACUCUGUACAAGGGCUACCCUGAGUAUGGUGCACAACACUCAGGGGUGGUGCUUGUCCUUUACGAGAAAUACCUCCCAAUAAGAAGUAGGGCAGUGCAGUAUAGAAGCAAAAUCUGACUACAUUGAUGACAACAUUGAUAUGCAGCAUCCCACAGUACCUAUCACGUGGAUGCACACUUGACACUAUCACAGCAUCCAUCUUUGAUAAGGGGAGUCUGGUUUUCAAACGAUACAUUUGCUAGUGAAUAUUUGCUAGUACAACGUUCACAUUUCAAAUUAUUUUUGAAGUGAGAAACACGUAUAAUGAUUGCAUCCAAAAACUCAAAUCAAAAGUCUUUGGGUACUUACCUGCUAAACCUACAGUACAUUUACUAUAGUUCAUCAUGGAAUUUUGCAAAACAGGUGCAUUAUCCCUUGGAAGUGUUGAGCAAUUACUGUUAAGCACCCCGUGAGAGGUAUUAAAAGUCUAGGAAAUGUGAGACACCAAAGAGCCUGUGUUUUAAUGGGUGCAGGAGGUAAAUUCAGCCCAAUUAAUAAUUUACUAACCCAAAUGUUAUUUAAGUAAAGGUUUACAUAACUUGACACAAUUUCACUUAUUCAAAACGACAUUGUGCUUUUUCACUGGGGGAAACAAUUUUCCGUCACACUCUUGACAUCCUGUUACAUCCUAAAACAGUUCUCUGCUCAGGAAGCACCUGUAAGAGCAAGUGUAAACAAAAGUAGUUUCCCCCAACUUUCCAAAAAACAAACAAACAAAAAAAAAAAAAAGAAUGUAAUUUCAUAUCUUGCAUUCGGUCAGGGAAUGGAAAUUUUCAAGGAUAUUUCUUGUAAGUUACAAAAUGUAUUUUAGCUACUAUUUCACCUAAACAUUGUUUUGUGCUGAGCUUGUCAUUCUUGAUCCACAUAGGAGGGAGCUUUAUUUAUUUCUGUUUGUAUGUAUUAUUAUGACAAAGACCUAAUAUAUAAAAGUAUUUGGGGUGUGUAAUAUGGCAAACAGCUUCAGUGAUUUCAGAGAGUUUUACACAAUCUGACUUCCAGUGUUUUACAGUGUAACAAAGUGCUGUCUAUCUUGUGAUGCGCCGAUUUCUCUUGGCACACAUUCUGGUUAAUUUCUUGGUACAGUCAAAAGGUUUGCACACCUUUCCUUUCAACGUAGUUUACUCUUCUCAUUGAAGCCAGUCUUUUUUUUUUUUUUUAAUAUACAUAUAUAAAUAUAUUUCUAUGUAAACACAAUUGUUCUGUGUUGUAAAAUAAACCAUUUCGUCCACCUGUCGCCAUAUUAAAUUUGGAUUUGGGGAUUUAGAGACACCAGGACCAUUGACCUCAACUUGGACUGAUUUGAGCAACUGCCAAUGUAAGUUCUCCCACGCUACCUCCAACUAACUUCACCGCCCACAGUGGAAGUACAGACUUGUAAAGUUGCGCUUCACCUUCAAACCAAAAUGCGACCAUGGAAGAGGAUUUGGAUCUUCUGGACAAACUCUGUCCCUGAUAUUAAAAAAAAAAAAAAAAAAUUAAACAGCUUUAAAUAUAAUGUUCCAAGGGUCAAUGAACAGAGACCUCACAUUUGGGGGCCUCUUUUUUGUAUCCCAAGAGGUUGUAGCUUUAAAGAUGGCGGUGCCUAUUUUGACCCGGCUCCGCAGUACUUCUUCCCAACAUUUUUCACUGGCACCUGUGAGCUGUAGUGUGCUGUUUCUUCAUGUGACACUGCCAACCCAUGAUGGUCCCAAAAUGUCUUCUCCCCUCUCUAUUGUUAAGCUUUGCCAGCAAGAACCAGAAUUUUCUCCUCUUCAAAAGGUACAAAAUAAAGUCCACGGAUUAAAAGGCGAUCGGCACUUACAACCUAAUGGCUUUUGUAGCAAAAACCUCCUACUGCGGUGGGAGAUAUCUUGAGAACAUUUAUUAUGCUACAUAGGUAGUUUCUCUGUCCUGCCACAGCUUCACUAACACACCAUGGGGCACAUCUAAAAAUACAACUUACAGGCCUAUGUUAAAUACAACUGGUUUAGAUUUCCUAAUCCUCCCAUAUAAAAAGCACACGGUGGAGAAUCUGAACCCUAUUGGCUUUUAUUGAUAAUUACUUAAAAUAGAUCAUGUAUUUUGUCCCUGAAACCUGAUUUGUUUGCUGGAGAGGCCCAUGGAAGACUAAUGUAACAGAACUGAAUAUUUCCAAUUGCUUCUUUAAAUGCACCGAUCAGAACAUAUUACAGUAGUUGGAAAAAAUGUGAGACUUUAUACUGCUAUCCAUGCCAGCAAGAGGGUAAUGCAUCUUGCAAUUUGGGGGCAAAGUGCUAUAUGUAGGUUUCUAUGGGAACUGCACCUAUUUAGCAAUUUGCCUUACUAAAGAAAAAAAAAAACAGUGUUCUCCUGUUAAGACUUGUAGUCAUAAUUCCACUACAAGGAGAACAAACCUUAUCUGCUCCAGCAAACAAUCACCUAAGGUGUACAAGCUGUACAAAUAUUAUAUCACCCAGUGCUUAUCCCUUUCACAACCUGGAAGGUUUGUCGAACACUGGAAUACUCCCAAGCAGACAGAAUGAUGACUGACAAGUUUGUAAAGUCAAAUAAGGUUUUGGUCUUUCCAGGAAUUGCUCAGGCAUCACAACAUUCUCUGUUCAAAGGGUUGUAUGUAUAGUAAAAGCUAAAGUAGAAAAUUGGUACCUAAAGGUCUCCCACCAAGAUUUGUGGUCACUGUAAUGACACUUUAACUUAUUAGCCAAUAAGGCUCCCUCACAGAGUAUAUUGGCUUCCCAGUCUGUGCUGUGUUACAAGCAGUACCUUGAAAGUAAGGAGUUUCUGUGUUUACUCCAUAACAGAAUCUUUGGCAUGGAGCUGUACCGCAGAUUUUACGAUAACAAUAAAUGAAUAAGUAAAUUGUACCUUGUGGCCCGUGACCGCUGUAUGCCUGGAUUUCCACUUAUGUGAGCAUUGCAAAGAAUUGAAGAAUAUAUGUUCACACACAUGGGGAGGAGAAAGCGGGGCAGAUAGAAUACUCGGAGCUGUGUAUCUUUGCAUGCUGGUAUCUCGAUUUCUUGUACGUCUAACAUGUGGCAGCUGAAACCAUUCUUAAGUUCAGAUCCAAUGUCUGUUCUGUGAUCUGUAUCUAUGUCAUAAAGGAAAGUUUAUUAUGGCAUCUUCAAACUGUGUUGUCUUCUUUGAAAUAUGUGUCAAUUUGUGUGAAAUAAAAAAAUGAGGUGUAGUUUAAAA